UCUACGCUAGCACCAGAGUCAAUCGGAGUCAACGGAGAGCGAGCAACUAUGCCCGUAUUUUGUGCAGCUUACGGUUGCAAUAACCGGCGCAGUAUUGAAACCAGAUCGCAUGGGAUUACCUUUCACAAGUUUCCGAGUGAUACAGGCUUGAGGAGUCAAUGGGAAGUUGCUAUAAGACGGGAGGGUUUUGUUGUGACUGAAUCGUCAAAGCUCUGUAGUGAGCACUUCAAGCCUGAUGAUUUUGACAGGACGGGUCAGAUUGUCAGGUUUAGAGAUGGCGCGACUCCAUCUGUCUUCAACUUCCCAUGUCAUCUCCAAAGACCAGUAGUGACAAGGAACACAAAAACUUCAAGGAAAGCUGAAGAGAGCCUACCAGUGGACCUUUCUCAGCAUUUCCCUGAAAGUGAACCAUCCUUGGUUCAGAGGAUGUGUUCUUACUUGGGGAGCACAUUGCAGAAACCCAGUUCGGAAUUGAGAACCAUCAUUUCAUGCUUGUGUCAUUUGUGGUGUCUGUAUUUCACAAAGUAAGGCUGCGCCACAUUGCAAAAUUAAG
Messenger RNA from Cyprinus carpio (common carp), 553 nucleotides. Its product is annotated as THAP domain-containing protein 6-like. The record is from RefSeq and is a predicted model, not a curated record. The coding region runs from base 49 to 528 and encodes 159 amino acids. NCBI's taxonomy places the organism in Eukaryota, Metazoa, Chordata, Actinopteri, Cypriniformes, Cyprinidae. The transcript is spliced from 3 exons.